AUGCAAGGCUCUCACGAGGUCGAGGAGCAGGCGACGGCCUUUCUGGAUCGACAUCUCCGCUUCACGUCUGAUAGCAAAGCAGAGCGCCCGCACGUGACACUCACCUUUGCUGUCUCGCAUGAUGGCAAGAUCGCAGGCCCAGGCAAGGCGCAGCUAGCACUGAGUGGGGCUGAAAGCAUGCUCAUGACGCACACGUUGCGGACGCUCCACGAUGGCAUCUUGGUCGGAAUCGGCACCGUGCUGAACGACAAUCCGCAGCUCAAUGCACGCCUGCUCUCCCAGCCACCGCCCGUCGCACAACUCCCGAGACCCGUCGUGCUCGAUUCGCAACUACGCACGCCCAUCGACUGCAAGCUCAUUCGAAACCACGCGGCGGGCGUGGGCCGGCAACCGCUCAUCCUAGCAUCCGAGCAGGCGAGCCAACAGCGCCGACUGGAGCUGGAACGCGCGGGAGCCGAGGUGGUGCAGAUGCCAUCACUCGACUGGCAGACGAUCUUGAAGCAUAUCCAUGCAGCCGGAGUACGCCGGUUGAUGGUCGAAGGCGGUGCAGCCGUGAUCGAUAGCCUGAUGCAGCAGCCGCAGCACAUCAAUGCGCUGCUCGUCACCAUCGCACCCGUCACGGUUGGUCCUCAAGGCUUUGGCUUCUCCUCGCCUUUGCCAGACGUCCACGCUAAGGAUGAGCAAGCAGGCUGGUCGCCGCCCAACCGGUCGAAGUUUGGAAAGGACGACGUGGUUGUUUGGCAUCGACAUCGAUAA
This is a messenger RNA of Moesziomyces antarcticus, 756 nucleotides long. RefSeq names its product riboflavin biosynthesis protein RibD domain-containing protein. The record is from RefSeq and is a predicted model, not a curated record. Bases 1 to 756 code for a protein of 251 amino acids. Gene Ontology annotation, biological process: riboflavin biosynthetic process. The transcript has a single exon. NCBI's taxonomy places the organism in Eukaryota, Fungi, Basidiomycota, Ustilaginomycetes, Ustilaginales, Ustilaginaceae. Gene Ontology annotation, molecular function: 5-amino-6-(5-phosphoribosylamino)uracil reductase activity.